Pangasianodon hypophthalmus (striped catfish) is the source of this 4013-nucleotide messenger RNA. It is a transcript of the gene slc6a13, whose product is annotated as solute carrier family 6 member 13. The coding region runs from base 158 to 2041 and encodes 627 amino acids. The transcript has 15 exons. Gene Ontology annotation, cellular component: membrane. Gene Ontology annotation, biological process: sodium ion transmembrane transport. The record is from RefSeq and is a predicted model, not a curated record. NCBI's taxonomy places the organism in Eukaryota, Metazoa, Chordata, Actinopteri, Siluriformes, Pangasiidae.
AUGUGCUGUUUCAUGAAUGAAAGAGGAAGAAAUUAGGGGGAGGAGUUGGUAACGCUUCAUUGAGGGCUGAGUGGUGAGAUGGACCAGGAUCCCUCCUGUACCUCCACUCACAUUAAAUAAUCAAAUCUUCAAAUUUACUGGUCAUAUCGCUGAGUUGAUGAAUACAUUACGCUCCAAUCCAAUGACAGGAGAAAAGAACAUCAGGGUCAAAAUGGAUCCAUCCAAUGGCUUGAAUCGACCACUGGACAUUGUGCCAAACACUGAUGAGAAGAUGAAGGACAGAGGCCAGUGGAGCAAUAAACUGGAGUUUGUGCUCUCUGUAGCUGGAGAAAUUAUUGGACUAGGCAAUGUGUGGCGCUUCCCCUACCUCUGUUAUAAAAAUGGAGGAGGUGCUUUCUUCAUCCCAUACCUAAUCUUCCUUGCCACUUGUGGAAUCCCUGUGUUCUUUCUUGAGACAGCACUGGGUCAGUACACCAGUGAGGGAGGAGUUACCUGCUGGAGGAAAAUCAGCCCACUGUUUGAAGGCAUUGGUUAUGCCACCCAAGUCAUAGUAGCCUUGUUGAAUAUUUAUUACAUAAUCGUUUUGGCCUGGGGAAUCUUUUAUCUGUCCUUCUCCUUCUCUUGGGACCUGCCGUGGUCCUCCUGCAACAACACCUGGAACACAGAUUCUUGCAUGGAAUUUCAACGAAGAAAUAAUUCUAUCGACCAAAGUCAUCUGGAGAAUGCAACUUCCCCAGUUAUUGAAUUUUGGGAGAGAAGAGUCUUGCGGAUCUCCUCAGGUAUCGAGGAGAUUGGAGAGCUGCACUGGGACAUGGCCCUCUGUCUGCUUCUUGCCUGGAUCCUUUGUUACUUCUGCAUUUGGAAGGGUGUCAAGUCCACUGGCAAGGUUGUUUAUUUCACUGCUACCUUCCCGUAUGUUAUGCUGCUGAUUCUGCUAAUCAGAGGGAUUACUUUGCCAGGGGCAUCACGAGGCAUUCAGUUCUAUCUUUACCCUGACCUGGGACGUCUGGCAGACCCACAGGUAUGGAUGGAUGCAGGAACGCAAAUCUUCUUCUCUUAUGCUAUCUGUGUGGGCUGCUUGACAGCACUGGGCAGCUACAAUAAAUACAACAACAACUGCUACAGAGAUUGCGUGGCUUUAUGCUUCCUGAACAGUGGUACAAGUUUUGUAGCUGGAUUUGCUAUUUUUUCUAUCCUGGGUUUCAUGUCUUUCGAGCAGAACGUCCCUAUUUCAGAGGUAGCAGAAUCAGGCCCUGGAUUGGCUUUUAUUGCUUAUCCACGUGCCGUUUCCAUGAUGCCUUUCUCUCCUCUGUGGGCCUGUUUCUUCUUCAUUAUGAUUGUGCUGCUCGGCCUGGACAGUCAGUUUGUCUGUGUGGAGAGUCUGGUGACAGCGGUAGUUGACAUGUACCCAUCAGUGUUCCGUCGUAAAAACCGUCGAGAACUCCUCAUCCUUGCUGUGGCCUUCUUCUCCUUUCUCAUGGGAUUGAUCAUGCUGACAGAGGGUGGAAUGUAUGUCUUCCAGCUGUUUGACUACUAUGCAGCCAGUGGGAUGUGCCUCCUCUUUGUUGGUAUUUUUGAGACUAUUUGCAUUGCCUGGAUAUAUGGUGCUGAUCGUUUUUACGACAAUAUUGAGGACAUGAUUGGUUAUCGACCUGGACCUUACAUUAAGUACUGCUGGUUAUUCCUGACUCCAGCCACCUGUUUUGGCACAUUUGCUUUCUCUUUGAUCAAGUAUACUCCACUAAAGUACAACAAUGAGUAUGUGUAUCCAUGGUGGGGUUACGCAGUGGGCUGGCUUCUGGCUUUGUCGUCCAUGGUCUGUAUCCCUCUGUGGAUUAUGUAUAAGAUGGGCACUGCCAAAGGAACACUAAGAGAGAGAUUCCAUGAGCUGACCACACCAUCCCCUGAUCUGCCCAUAACACGACAGGAGCAGGAGAAACUACAGGUUCUCUUUGCUGCUGAUGGAGAAGGUCUUCCCCGGGGAAGAGCUUCUACCAAGGAUGGAUACUUUCCUGUCAGCGAGAAGGAAUCGCAAUGCUGAAUUCCUUAAUGGCAAGAGACACUAUGGAGCACUUUAUGUUUCUAUAAAAGUGGUCCUUGGAACGCUUACAUUAAUACCUCACACUGCUGAUGACAGCCAAAUAGCACCAAACAGAGGGGAAGUGAAAUCCUUUCAUAAUGUACUUUGGAUCUUAGAAAACGCUAUAACGCCCUCUAUGGGCACCUUUUUCACUGACAUCUAUUUUUUCCAGUCGUGUGGGCCAUUUUCCUGUUAGUAAGCAGCGAAAUUUUUCACCAUCAAAAACUGUGCAAUUUUUAACCAUUAACGGUUGCCUAGUUCGUGUGGGUUUCUGUGGGCUCCAGGUUCACUGGUUUUUCCUUGCACCUUCAAAAACAUGACAGUAGGUGAAUUGGCUAUGUUAAAUUACCCUAGGUGUGAAAAAGUGUGGGAAUGCUUGUGUGCAUGGUGUCCCGUAAUGGGCUGGUGUCCCAUUCAGGUGUGUCCCCACCUCGUGCACAGUGUUCCCUGGAUUGUCACUGGAUCCACUGCAAACCUGACCAGGAUAAAUCAGUUACUGAAGAUGGUUGAAUGAAUAAAGAUUCCCUAAAACUUUUAGAUUUAAUUCUGGGCUGUGGGAUGAGGGGCACUGAAUUAUGGACAAAGACUGAAUGUGGUUCAACAUUUUACAUAUAUUUUUUUUUGUUAGAUGUAUCUUAUUUUGGAGUCUGGAUGUUUAACAUAUUUGGUUGUUCCUAAAAUUUGUAGUAAAAUAGACAAGUAUCAGCUACAAAUUGUGUCAUAAAAUGACAAGAUUUUGUAUUAAAUAUAUUAUAUAAUAUAACCUUCCAAAAAUGUUGAUCCUUUUUACAGAUAUUUUACACAUAUUUUUUGUCAAAUUAACAUAGGUCUAGGUAUGUGUGGCUGUGUUUUAUUAUUAUUACAUGUUUCACCACUACGCAAUCUGAAUUGAAUUGAAUUGAAUACUUUUAUUGUCAUUGCAUGUAACAUUCAAAGAAAUUUGUAUUGUAAUUGUAUUGUAUCUGUCUUUAUAAUUGGAAUUCACUACACUGUAGGAGUAAAAAGGACAGCACCAAUAACAAGGUUUAUGAUAUUUCAAAUGGAACAUAGAAACACAAUGAAAUUCACUGACACUAUUGUGCAGGAAUGGGCAGAAAUUACCCAAAUGGCCAGUCAUAAUUUCAUUUUCAAUUUGCAUAUCCUUUUCCCAGUAAUACAGAUUUACACAAUACAGUGCAGUCCACUUUAGGACAUUAAAUAUGUUGUGGUAAUUGUAAUCAGUAAUACUAGUGAAAUCUUACUACAUGAGAAAGUUGUAAACUGAACAAACCAGACACUAAUUAAUUAUUAAUUUAUUAAUGAACUUUUAAUUAUUAAGUAAACUAUUAAUUCUAAGACCCAAUUCUUCAAAAAAAAUAAGGUGCAUACUCUGAAAUAAUAAUAAUAAUAAUAAUAAUAAUAAUAAUAAUAAUAAUAAUACCUUUAUUGUGGUCUAUGGGCAACUUUAUUAAGCAAACAGUUGUUGAUAUUGUGUGCAAGAAUUACUGCAGAUCUGUGUAGGAUUUUCUGCUAUUUUCUGGUGAAAAGAUCUGAAGUGAAUGCUUUUUUACUUAAAUGUUAAAUCACUGUUUGUUGUGGGAUACCCUGUACUAUAAUUUUAUAAUUCCUCUUUUCAUUCAGUAUUUGUAUUAUCAGUAUCUUAUACUGUUGUGUAGUGUUAUCUGUCAUUAUCAUUAGGAUGAUAGAUUUCAGAUAAAAAUUUAAGUAUAUUGGGUUUUUGUAUGGAAAUGCAACAAUUUAGCUAAUUGGUUGUCUAAUUAUUCAGUAUUCUGUGUUUAUACUUUUACACUUUUACUAUUCUUUUUGAAAUGUGAUGACGCAUGAUGAAGCAUGCCCAGUCUACAUGUAUAUAAUGUGUACAGAAUGGUUAUAUUUACAUCACAUUUACAUUUUGUAUAUUCCAUUUCCUGUUAAUGAGCCUGAAGUACCCCAA